UUGAUUUUAUACCGAACGAAUGCGUGCGGAUUGACAACUGAUACGGAGUGGUAAGUUUUCCUUCAAUGAAGAGUUGAGUCGGGAGGGAGAUCGUUGUUCAAAUCCUCGUCAUUCCACAGCUUAAACACAGGCUGUGCAUAUCAAGCGCUCAAGUUCUGUUUUCUCACAAUAUGCACAGUUUUCUUAUCUCGAUUGUCAUUCUCAGCAAUGCAUCUGGUAGUUCUACUAUCACCAAAGCCUGCAUUCAUGGUUUCUUCCAGCUCAAUGGGAUUCUCUGGUCUUUGUCUGUGCUACAUUUCUGCUCAGAGCCGAACAGCACGGCCAGAUCCGUCAUCCUCCUUAGAAACAUCGUUAAGGUCAUUCAUCGGUAUCACCCAAUGAACCAUCAUACAGGAACGCGCUGCUCCGAUCAUCUGCCAUCUAUUCCUUUCGUCAAUUAGACAACUUCAACUCUCGACUGCCUACCUGACUUCAGGAGCUCGUCAAGUU
Messenger RNA from Suillus paluster, 489 nucleotides. RefSeq lists its product as uncharacterized. Lineage: Eukaryota; Fungi; Basidiomycota; Agaricomycetes; Boletales; Suillaceae. The record is from RefSeq and is a predicted model, not a curated record. The coding region runs from base 171 to 440 and encodes 89 amino acids. The transcript is spliced from 2 exons.